Molecule: messenger RNA, 5046 nt
Organism: Tribolium castaneum (red flour beetle)
Lineage: Eukaryota; Metazoa; Arthropoda; Insecta; Coleoptera; Tenebrionidae
Gene: THADA
Product: THADA
Exons: 12
Coding region: 142-5004 (1620 amino acids)
Biological process (GO): tRNA methylation
Cellular component (GO): cytosol
Source: RefSeq, a predicted model, not a curated record
CAAAAUUUCGUACCGGGUUUUUUGCCGCGUUAAGUUGUCACUUGACCUAACCUUACUUAAAAAAAAAUGCGUUAACACAUUUAACGUGUUUUAUGUGAUAUUUUGUGGAAAAUCAUUAAAUAAUACUGCAAGUCGUUCGUUAUGGCCCCCAUUCUUAAUUUGAAAUUGACCACAAGUCACAAAUUUUGCCCCGACAGCCCCCUUCUGAAUGCCCUAAAAUCAUGCAAUGACGAUUCCCUCUAUAAAAAACUGAUCGACGAAAUCCUUGACACCUACCACCAUCAUCAGGACUUUGGCGCCCGAAACGUCAUAAUCGAAGCGUUAAUUAACACAAACGGGCGCAAAAAUUUGCUCAAAUACAUGUACAAGCAGUUAAAUGUGCGCCAAAUUGGCCAAAGUAGUUUUUUCGAACACAUUGCAUCAAGUGUGAUGAAUGAAUGUAGAGAAAAUUUCGAUAAUUUUGUUUUCAGUUUAACGUUGUGCGAGAAAGUCGUGCAGUUUUUUGCGUGUUUUAUUCAAAAUUUUCCCGAUGAUUUUCUAGAAAAGACGUUUUUGUUUUAUUUCUACAGUCUGGAGGCGCUUCAAUCCCAUGGUAACGAUUGUUACGUGAGUAUGGUUUUGAAACAGUUGGCUGUGACGUUACCACAUGCCAAUAUGAAACAAUUGAGUAACUAUGCCCUUGAAAUGGUUGUUAUGACUUUUGAGAUUUUGCAAAAUUGCGAAUUUAAAUUUGAGACGAUUUUGGACAGUUUCGUGGUUUUUUCGUACUUCUCAACCCUUUUGCCUGCAAAAGAAACAAUUUUUUUGAAACACCGAAAUUACCCCAUUUUGGAGUUUAUAGAUAACGAAAAAAAUGAUUUUUGUUUGAUUCUCCAAAGUAAAAAUUUUCCGAAUUUAUUCAAAACUGGUCGUUUGAAAGCAAUUCUUUACUUGACUAUUUCAAACACUGUACCACGUGACGUCCUUUUGAACGUAAAAGUGGCCAAAAAACCGCUUUACGAAUCACUUUAUACAAACUUAAUUGAUUUAGGGAUGAGUUUGACAAACUUCCCCGACCCAAUUGUCCCCAUAACACGAACUUUGGACUCACUUUCGGUCUUAAUUACACGUUCGUCGAACUUUUCGGAACUUUUUAUCAAAAGUUUCGACUUUAUUUGGACACAUUUGGACCACUUCGUCGAUCAGGUGACCCAAAACACGAAAUCACUCUUUGAAAAAUUGACAAUUGAAGCACAAAAACGUGGCGAAAAGUUGGCGUUGGAAAAACUCAUCGCCGACUUGGAUUCGUUACCGACUUUCGGUAAAGUACGACUUGUUGCGUAUCACGUGACCAGUCACGUAAUCGAUUCGUAUUUGUAUGAUUCGAAUUUUCGCAACAAACUUUUAAUGGUUGCCGCGGCAACAUCGGAUCAGAUUGCAAGUUUAGCCUAUUCCAAUCUAAUGCUACAGGAGAGUUGUGACGAAAAAAUAGUGCAGGUUUGGUUAAAACCAGUUUUGGGUGUUUUACGAAUGAAACAAACGAACGUUUUGGAAGAUAUUGUUACGUUGGCUGUGCGUAAAAAACCAACAAUUUUCCCGAUUUUGUUUCCAAAUCUAGUGACAACGACGGUUGAGUGUUCAAUUGUUUUAAAGUGUGUUCGGUUGGCACGUUUGAACGGUGAUAAAUUCGUAUCAGACGUUGACAGUGUUGACACCUGGCGUGGGUUAAUCCCCGAAAAACAAAUGGAAUUGUUUAUGUGUCACCAUGACGACGAGAUUCGCAUCAGAGUGUUGCAAGCCGUAGCCGAGUGUCAGAAAAGUACUGAAAUUUUUACCGAAUUCGAAUUGACGUUUCUGAUUCGGUACUUUCGGUACAACGUUUCAGUCACAAGUGCCAACAUCAGGAAUCGGUUCGUGACGUAUUUUAAGAAGAUUUUGCGCCGAUUUGACGUCACUUGGACCAAAAGUCCGAAUUCGGAAUAUGAUAAUUUUCUACGUCACCUAUUGGAGAUUUUAAUAAUUAAUUUAUCGCCCGAUUCGAAUUUUUCCCGCCGUUGUAUUUCUAUGCAAUUGCUACUUUUAAUUCGUAAUUUUUACGAUUGGAGAAAUUUGUUUCAGGCCGAUGAUAUUCGGAAUUUAAAAUACCUAAUUCUUGACGGUUAUGAAUCGAAUAAAAGUUUAGCCGUUGAAAUUUUGAAGUCAUUUCCGGUCGAAAAAUUCGACCUUUCGGACAAUUUCGCCGAAAAGUUGGUAACCAUGCUUACGGAUAUUCGUCCGAAUCAAAGCCUUUCGGCUUGUUACUACUUCAUGUUGGUACAAGCGGAAAUCAAUGUCAUUGCACCUUUAUUUGACAGUGAUACCAACUUAAAUGCCGAAACCCCGAUUUAUGGAAUUUUCCAACUUAUUCGCUACAAUCCGGACGCUUUCACCUACACAUUCAAACAGUACUGCCAACUGUGCUUAAAAUACGCCACUGCAGUGUUACCAAUUGUCGCCAACUUGGCACCGGAAGGUUACCUUCCUGAAGAAACCGACAUUACCGACUCGGAUCAAUCGUCAAAAUCGCAAAAAAUUCUUGUCAAUUCGUGGAAAACUAUGAAAGAAAUCAUGCUGUUGAUGGCAGAUCUUGUCAAAAAAAACAUACAAAAUGAGGAGGAAAAUUCGGAAUUUUUUCUACGAAAAAUCGGCGAUUUUUUCUUAGAUAUUUUCAUUCAAGCCAAACAUCGAGGCGUUUUCGAGCAAGCUCAUGUCGCUUUCAACAGCAUUUGUCAAAGUUUUCUGACUUCAAAAAACCGCAAUUUGAACGAAUUGCCAUCAAGGUGGCUUACCGAGUCCGUUUCUCUUUGCACUGGUGAAACAAUCGACGAUCGUUUAUCACCGACACGUCGCAGUGCCGGUCUUCCUUUUCUAAUUCUGAGUCUCCUUCCGAACCUUGCCGAAUCAAACAUCGAGUUUCUCCGAAGCACUCUCGAUUCGCUUUUAACAAUAUCGGGUGAUUCCCCUAUCCAUUGUCUCAAUGUUUUACGUUUCGUAUUCAAAGAUGCGAAAUUGGGUGAAAAUAUCGUCACAUAUGUGGAUCGUGGUGCAAUUUUGGCGUUAAAAAAUUACAAAAGCCGUACAUGGGGAGUACGAAAUUCUGCCACGCUUUUGUGGUCGGCGCUAGUGAGGCGUAUCUUUGGUGUGAAGGAAACUAAGAUGGCUUUGAACGUGUUUUAUGCCCGUUAUCCGCAAUUGUUUGAGUUUUUAUUGCACGAGCUACAACACGAGUGCCAUAAAAGUGAAAGUCUAGUUUUGGAACCAAUUUUAAUGGUUUUAACCCAACUUUCACCGGGUUGUAAUGAGACGAUUAAUACACAAGUGUUGAAAUAUUUGUGUUAUAUUGAUGUGUGUAUGAAAAGUUCGUGUUUACGCACGAGGGACUUGGCCGCGAGGGCCUCAAUUGCACUGAUUGGUGAACAUUCGUUUCAAAUGUGUUUGGAUGAAAGCUUUGGACGAAUUUCGGGGAAUUUGACGAUGAAUGAACGUCACGGAUUGUUAUUACAAAUUUUACAUAUUGUACAAAGCAAAGAUUUCGAUAAAUUACCAAUAACAACGUAUCUUGAGCAAAGUUUGGGUUUAUUGACACGAGGCGAAAGCCGAGUGCAUCACCCCUUAUGUAUGACAUUGUACAUGGAUAUUGUUUUUAUGCUACUAUCAAGAAGUCGUGAUUACAAAAAUUUGGAUUUAUUAAAAAAAAUCGUAGAGUUGUUAUCAGAGAUGCGUACAGAGGGCGCACAUGCCGAAUGGAGCCGUUUUCAAUUGUUACUUUUCAUCGUUUUAAAUAAAUUCAAACGUUGUGAUAACACAUAUCACGUGAUCGCCGCCAUGUUUGUCAAAUAUUUGACAGAAAACACGCCAAUACGUCAAAAGUGUCUCCAUUUAUUGAUUUAUCUGAAUCAAGAAGUGAGCUGUGACCGGUUUAAAAUACACCCCUUAAUAGUGGCCGGUAAUGUAGAAAUCUGUACUCAAAUCAAACUUUUGGUACAUUCGUUUGAUUCACACACGAAAAAACAAUUGCUAGCUAGUCUACAUUCACCCUUGUUGCGUUUUUUCGCCACUGAACUACAAACGAAACGCAACGAUUUGGUUUUGGUAUUAGUUUUAUUGGACUUUUAUCCGUGUUUUUUUGAGACGGACCGCAGACUGGACACGUUAAUUGCCAUGGCAACGAAUGACGAAGUCACAUCUGGUGUUAUAUCCGUUGUGAAAACAAUAUUAAAAAAUUGGCAACUAGAAGUGGGUGGGAGUUUGGUUAAAUUAUUACAGGAGUCCGCAGCCCCGGCAGCCCCCGAGUGGCUUCGCCUGGCUGUGGCCCAGUGUCUCGUUGACAUAUGGAACAACUGUAAAGUGCCCCCUUUGGAAAAAUACAAUUUAGCCAACAUUGUCCUGGUUUUAUUGGAAGAUGAUGAGGCACUUGUUCGCGAAACAACGAGUCAAGUUGGUAAUACAGUUUCCUGUUCGGAGCGUUCACGCGAACUGUUUCUCUCAUCAGUUGUUUGGGAAUUACCGGUCGAUUAUGCCAUAAAUUUUCUCGUUUCGUGGUCGUUGCGCCACCUACCCGAAGUGUCACGUGACGUUUCUGACGUUUAUGAAAGGGGUGAGUUGAACACAUGGGCUGAGAAUAUUCCAGUGGCGUACGCGGCCAGUUGUGUGCUUCAUAGGUUGGUUUGGGAUCAUGAUGGGUCUGUUUUAAUCGAAGAGAGGGCGCUGUUGGUCACACGGGUUGUGCUGAACGCUCUAAUCAAGUUACCAUCGCUUAUGGUGGAUUCAGGGGUGAAGAAAACUGUGAUUUGUGCGUUGAGGCGGAUUUUAGUGUUUAUUGAGGGGUGUACAAGUGAUUUUAAUAGGGAUUUUAAGUUGUUUUUUGGUACGAAAAUAUUGACGUUUUUGCGAAAUCGGGUCAAGAAUGAUGACUAUGCCACUGUUAAGUGUUUUUUUACUUAUUUGUAUAAUCCGGUCCUAGAAUUGCAUUUCAGGUUUCCGUAAUUAAUCAAUAAAAAUUUAAAUUGUGACAUUUUCCCGCCAAAA